Purpureocillium lilacinum is the source of this 1803-nucleotide messenger RNA. RefSeq lists its product as uncharacterized. Gene Ontology annotation, biological process: rRNA processing. Gene Ontology annotation, molecular function: protein binding. Gene Ontology annotation, cellular component: Pwp2p-containing subcomplex of 90S preribosome; small-subunit processome. The record is from RefSeq and is a predicted model, not a curated record. Lineage: Eukaryota; Fungi; Ascomycota; Sordariomycetes; Hypocreales; Ophiocordycipitaceae.
AUGGCAGCAGAAAAGGACCAAUGGGUCUCCGACCAGGAGCAAUCCGACAGCGACAUGUCGUCCGACCUAAGCUCAGACGAUGAUAUCGCGAUCAACACCACGUCCAACGCCGCCAUGUUCGACAAGGACUCGGACGAGGAGGAGCUGGAGCGCCUCGUCCUCGGCAACAAGGCGAGCUUUAGGGAAAACCUCUUCAAAGACGGCGGCGACUUGUACGGCGAUGGAGCGGACGACCAGGAUGUGGAGCUGGCUGACGCCGACACGGCCGGCAUGGAGGACGUCGAGGAUGCCGACCUUUUCAUGAUCGACACGGGCGCGCCGGGCGCAGGCUCUGCCCUCUCAAAACCCACACCGGCGUCGAAAAAGACGGAACAAGGCGAUGUCCCCGCUUGGGAGGACAGCGACGACGAGCGGCUGGCAAUCUCUCUCGCCAAAGCUACGAGGCUACGAAAGUUGCGGACGACUGAGGCGGAGGAUGUCAUUAGCGGCACAGAGUACAGCAGGCGACUGCGACAGCAAUUCUUGCGACUGAAUCCUGCACCGGCGUGGGCUCAGCAGUCGGACGGACGGCCGACCAAGAGACGGCGGCGCUCCUCCGCGGCGUCGGGCUCUUCGAGCGACUCCAGCGGGAGCGACGACGAGGACGCUUCCGCGCCGCCGCUCGACAAGUUCCUCCGCGACGUCAAUCAGCUGGCUGGGCUCGGCGGGGGCUCCAAGAAGCGCCCGCUGCGGCCAGAGGUCAUCGACAUGCAGAGGACGCGCGAGAUCCCCGACAAGCAUAAGAUGCCCGUCGAGUGCCUUUCCUUCCACCCCGAAUACCCGGUCCUCCUGUCGGCCAGCACCGCCUCGAUCCUCUACCUGCACCACAUCGCACCGGACGCGCAGCCGCCCAACCCGCAGUUGACGUCGGUGCAGGUCAAGCAGGUCGACGUGCGACGCGCCGAGUUCCUGUACCCGCAGGGUGACAAGAUCUUCUUUGCCGGGCGACGGCGGUACUUCCACCACUGGGACCUGCCGUCGGGCGUGGUGCAGAAGACGUCGCGGGUGGCGGGCCACCAGGAGGAGCACAAGUCGAUGGAGCGGUUCAAGCUGAGCCCCUGCGGGCGAUACAUGGGCAUCGUGGCGUCAUCGCGCAAGGGCGGUGGCAUCAUCAACGUCAUCAGCGUGGCGACGGCGCAGUGGAUCGCGGCGGCGAGGCUGCAGAGCAGACACGGCAUCGCCGACUUUGCGUGGUGGAGCACGGGCGACGGCAUGACCAUCCUCGGUAAGGACGGGCAGGUCGGCGAGUACAGCAUGGAGAGCAGGUCCUUCCUCGGCGUGUGGCAGGACGACGGCAGCGUGGGCGCCAUCGUCAUCGCCCUCGGCGGGCACCGGGGUCCCGAGGCCCUGGGUGACGACCGCUGGGUCGCCGUAGGCUCCAACACAGGCAUCACCAACAUCUACGACCGCAACGAGCUCAUCGUGCCAAACACCUCCUCUUCAGAUACUAACGAUGGCGACGGCGGCGACGACAGAAUCACCAUCAAGGAGCGGCCGACGCCGACACGGACCUUUGAGCAGCUCGUGACGCCUAUCACGGUGCUCACCUUUUCUCCCGACGGCCAGCUGCUCGCCUUUGGCAGCCGCCAGACCAAGGACGCGCUGCGGCUGGUGCACCUGCCGAGCUGCACCGUCUACCGCAACUGGCCGACGGCGCAGACGCCGCUGGGGCGCAUCACCGCCGUGGCGUUUGGGCGGGACAGCGGGCUGCUGGCGGUGGGUAACGACGCGGGCAAGAUUCGGCUAUGGCAUAUCCGGAGUUAG